Molecule: messenger RNA, 3804 nt
Organism: Copidosoma floridanum
Lineage: Eukaryota; Metazoa; Arthropoda; Insecta; Hymenoptera; Encyrtidae
Source: RefSeq, a predicted model, not a curated record
AUGAGUAAGAGUGAAGAAAGCGGCGUGCCUCCCGAGAUCGGGGUCAAGGUAGAGGUGCCAGCGAAUGACGGCGAGACGUCGGCCAACGACAGCGAGGUGGCCCCACCUGGGUUAGAAGGUGCGGCAGAAGGCGUGGAGGAGGCACGAGCUGUGUCACCGCUCGAAGAGGAGACGAGGAUGCAAGGACAGGAGGAAAGAGGCAGGCCUAUGAAGGACGCAGCAUGCCAAUGUAAUAAUGAGGAUGUGAUCGACGCAUAUAUGCGACUUUUCCAACUUGGUGCGGAUAUUUGCGGAGAAGAUCUCGUAAAAGAUUUAUCUAUGAGAUUAGAAGACGGAUUAAUUAUAUUUGCGAAUAAGAAAGAAUCGAUCGCAGCUAUCUCAAAAGGUAACUUUGAGCCCUCAGAGUUUAACAAAAUAUCACAAACAAUUAGAAACUCUGGCGGCGUUGUAUCCCUGUCUGCAAAAAGGACUGAAAAUUCGCAAGUCCCAAAAUUUUUGGACGCGCUUGAUUUCUCGCCCGGGUAUUCAAAGAAAGCACUGUUUAAAACGACUGAACUGCAAAAGACUGAACUUCUGACUGAUAAAAGGACGGACGAUGAGAGUGUUGACGAAAUCCAUUUCGGUAAUUAUCGUGACAGAGUUCCAAAAGGGAAAUCAGCGAGUUCAACUAUCUCGGGAAAGCCGAAAAUAAUAAAGAAUGAAAACGUUAAUUUUAAAUACGACAGAGAAAAAGAUAAGCUGGUUACUCAAAGACAAGUUAUCAAUAACCACUCAAGACAGGCAAUUGAUAAAAAUGCAGAGUACCAGAGUGCUGUACAGACCACGACCGAGGCCGCCGCCCGUAUAAGGGCCUUAGAAGAGGCAGUGGCUACAAUGUCCAGGUUGUCCGAACGACUGGAAACCUUUAUGACAGCUCAAGAGAUUGAAACCCUCGACGCUAUGAUUGAAGAUGCGCAAGGAAAAAAGAUGACUUACAACCGGUUGAAAUCUUUCUUUUUAAAGACAGAGUUGCGACGACAGAGGACCGGAGCUGCUGGGGGAACUGCUCCUGCAACAGCGCUACGGAAAAGAGACGAUGACAAAACUAGUAAAAAUAAAAGUAAAACAAAAGGACAAGGUGGAAACACAAAUGACAAGAAAAGUAAGACUGUUUUUAAGCAAAGCGACAUUGCCUCUUCGCUGUUUUCAAGUUCUGCAAAUAAGUUAAAGACCGACAACUACAAUCUAGUUAAAUUCAUCGCCGACUCAGGAGCGACCGACCACUUGGUCAACUCUCGUUUAGUAUUUAAGAGCUUAAAUUAUAAUAAGACAGGCAAAAUUAAGUGUGCGAAUAGUAAUCCUCUGGCAGACUUGAAAACGGAGGGAGAAGGCACCAUCGUUGGGACAAAUGGCUCGGGUGAACCUCGGUAUAAUACACGAAGCAAAGCUAUAACAAAAGACAGUGAACAAGACAAAGACUUAAGUAAAAAUGUCGAGCAAGAGGAAGCUAUUGGAAAUCCGUUGGCGCUACAUCCCAUAGGAUCUUUCUUUGAUAACUCAGUCAAUGACCGUAAGCUUCUGAAUCCAGAUAAAAUAAGCGUGGACAAUACACCUAUUAAUGACAGCUAUAAAACUCUUGAGAAUAAGACAAACUCCAUCGACGAGGCCAUCCUAUGGCACGCAAAAUUCAACAAACUUCUGGCUAAGACAGUUAGAGUGAGAUCCACCGCUCCCCUCCAAAUUAUUCAUUCGGACACCAUGGAUCCAAAAAGUCCAACUUCAUACCCCAAACGCUACAAGUUUGUGUCAGUGUUUGUGGAUGAUUAUUCAAUAAUAGCCAUGGCAUAUCCAAUGAAAGCUAAAAGAGAUACAGGGAUUUGCCUAGAAAAUUUUGUCCGGAGCUCCAGAAACAUCUUGGGGUAUGACGCCAAGUUCUGCUAUCUUAGGUCUGACCAAGGUACGGAAUUCACUGGUGGCCAUACCCGAGAGGUCUUAAAGGAACUGGGGGCCGAACUGCAGUUAGCCAGCCCGGAUACACCAGUUUAUGCUUACAACCGAACACCUCACAGGUCGAAUGGAAUGGAAAUCCCGUUGGUAAAAUUUGCACCGCAUAAGGAUCUCAAUAUCGAACAACUGAAACGGUUUGGGUGCUUGGGAUACAUGAAGAUUCAAAGAAAUUCCGGUCCGAAGUUCAGUCCAUUAGCUCAACGAAUUGUUCUAGUGGGAUACACUGUCACAAGAUUUAUCCUGAUGAAACCAGAAGACGGAAAAUUUUAUGAAAGCAAAGUUGUGAGAUUCGAUAAACGACUGGAAAAUUUUAAUGAAGAAGACUGCUCUGUAGAUCAAAAUCAGGAUGAAGUAUAUCAUGUAUUGUUAGCAGAAAUUUGCAAAGAUCCAACCAGCUACCAAGAUGCACUGAAGAGCAAAAACAGCACAGAAUGGCGGAAAGCUAUAGAAGAAGAACUGAAGUCGAUGAACGACAACUGUGUUUGGAAAAUUGUGAAGAAACCAAUGAGUGAUAGCAAAGGCAGAAAACCAAACAUAAUUGACUCCCGGUGGGUUCUGAAAACGAAAGAAGACAACUCUGGAAACAUAAAAUAUAAAGCCAGGUUAGUAAUCCGUGGAUUUAAAGACAUAAACCAAUAUGAUCUGUUGGAAACUUAUGCUCCAGUCUCAAGACUAGCUCUUGAUGUAAAGACUGCCUUCUUGAAUGGUACAUUGAAUGACGAUAUAUACAUGAAAAUACCAGAUGGUGUUCCGUGUGCCCAAGAGUUAAGAAAAACCAAAGUUUGCAAGUUGGAAAGAUCCCUGUACGGUCUUGAAAUUAGUCCCAAAUGUUGGUAUGAGAGGUUUUCAGAGACUGCUACAAAAAUAGGACUCCAGGAACACCCAAGUGAGCCCUGUCUUUUCAUAUGGAGAUGUGAGGACAAAUUUUUAUUUUUGAUUCUGUAUGUGGAUGACAUGCUGACGGCAACUCUCUUGAAAAAAACCAUAACGGACAAAUAUACGAACAAAAUACUGCAGAGGUUUGGUUUCGACAAUGCACGACAGUGCCAAACACCUAUGGUGACGAGACAAGUUAUAAAUCUGCAACGAAGAGACAGAGAAGAAUUUGGAAACGAAGAAGAGAAAAGUGUAGAUAAGCCAGAAGAUUUCCCAUAUAGGGAAGCAGUCGGCAGUUUCCUGUACUUGGCAAACACUGUUCGACCUGAUAUAUCUUAUGCAGUGAACGUAUUAAGUAGACAUCAGAUCAAUCCCACAGAAGAAGACAGACAAAUGGUCAAGAGAGUUUUCCGUUACCUCAAUGGUACUAGAAAGAAAGAACUGACUUUAAAAGGAAGCACAGAAAUCAUGACAGCUUAUUCGGACGCAAGUUUCGCAGAUUACAAAGAUUCGCAUCCGACGAGUAGAUACGUCAUAAAAUUAUUUGGCGACUCUGUAUCUUGGAGAACGCAUGAACAAACUUACGUUUCGUUAUUAACCUGCCAAGCUGAAUAUAUAGCUAUGAGUGAGGCAUGUCAAGAACUCAUGGCUCUAAGAAACACUUUGACAGCUAUGCUAAAUAUCACACUCUAUCACAUGACUGUGUGGUGUGACAAUAAAGCAGCCGAAGCCAGCGCCAAGUACUAUGGAGGAACUAAACUUAGACACAUGUUAUCAGUGCGAGAACAUUGUGUGGAAGAAUGUUCUAAAUAUGGGUUCAUAGAAAUCAAGUGGAUUGCCUCUAAAGAACAGAUUGCCGACAUUUUUACUAAAGCUUUACCGAUUGAAUUGCAUGAGAGAAUGACUGCGAAAUUACUAAAUGACUGUAACAACCAUCAGUGA